Molecule: messenger RNA, 1639 nt
Organism: Lolium rigidum
Lineage: Eukaryota; Viridiplantae; Streptophyta; Magnoliopsida; Poales; Poaceae
Product: chaperone protein dnaJ 49-like
Exons: 3
Coding region: 73-1173 (366 amino acids)
Biological process (GO): cellular response to misfolded protein
Cellular component (GO): endoplasmic reticulum membrane
Molecular function (GO): Hsp70 protein binding
Source: RefSeq, a predicted model, not a curated record
GGCGGUGGUGGUCUCCUCGCCGUGCGUGCCGGCUUCUCUCUCUCUUCCCGACGAGGACGAUUGACUAAAGUCAUGGAGGGUAACAAAGAUGAGGCUUUGAGGUCUGUCAAGCUUGCAGAAGCUGCACUUGCAUCUGGAGAUAGACAGCGGGCAGACAAAUUCAUUCGAAUUGCCCAAAGAUUGGAUCCUAGCCUUCCGAUUGCUGAUUUGUUGACCACAACCAAGAAGUUUGAUCCGCUGGCUUCCCACGACAAGACCAGAAGAGGCGGACUUUGUGAAAACCAAAGAACUCCAAAAGAAUGCGCCGGUCCUUCUAGUAGUGCUGAAAAGGGUUACAGCGACGAGAAUGUUAGAGUGGUCCGUGAUAUCAGGAAGAAGAAGGACUACUAUGCAAUUCUUGGAGUGGAGAGGAGUAGCUCUUUGGAGGAGAUUAGGAAGGCCUACAGAAGGUUAUCGCUGAAAAUUCAUCCUGACAAGAACAAGGCCCCUGGGGCAGAAGAUGCAUUCAAGAUGGUCAGCAAGGCUUUCAAGUGCCUAGGCAAUGAUCAGUCACGGAAGACCUAUGAUCAGACAGGUGCCCUUGAGGGCCAUGAGUUUAACGACCAAUAUUCCAAUGCCACGAGGCAGAGAACUGCUAGGCGAAGGAGGCAACCAAGAAAUGGCUUCUAUAACUAUGAAGAAGAUAUAGAUCCAGAUGAGAUAUUCAGGUCUUUCUUCUAUGGUACCCAGUACCAUGAUAAUUCGUUCCGUGCUCACAAUGCCAACAGAGCAAGAGGCGCAGCUAGGCAGGAGCAACAGAGAAGGGAGCAUCCAGUACAGGGCGGGUCAGUCAUGAACUUAACAAUACUGGUGCACGUUGGUGUGCUAUUACUUUUUGUUUUGUUGGCAUUCAUUCCAGUAUGGCAACCUGAGUAUGCCCUGCAGAAGACAUACAACUAUCCAAUAUCAACAGUCACAGAAAAGCAUGGGGUAGAGUACUUUGUCAGCAAACAAGAUUUUGAUCUGCGGUUUCCGCAAGGAAGUGUUUCUAGAGAUAACCUGGAGGAACAAGUUUUCAGAGAUUAUAGGUCUAUGCUAGGAAGAAACUGCCGUGUAGAACUCCACCGGCGUAAAUGGGCCAAGAACUACCCUACACCUCACUGUGACAAGAUACAGAGCCUUUCUGUGCAAUAAUAGUGUCCACAUGGUGGUUAGUUUGUUCUUCCCAUGGCAGAAUGUCACUCCCUUUAAAGGCUUAACACGUCAAGAUUUUCUGGAAACAAGGUGAAUACGCACAUAUGAUGUCAUGAAUGAGUACAUGAUGAGUUGGAGUACAGAGUACCUGGUGGCACGAUGGGGCAUGGAUUUGGUUCAUGUCGUGGCAUCCUGUUACAUUUAGAAGAAAUUAUACGCCCGUCUCAGUUGCUGAGCGCAAAAUUUUGUACAGAUCCGUCUUUGAAGGUGGUUAGAGGCCACGAGGGAAGGGGCUGCGUUGUACUGCUUGAAACAAUCAUCUUGGUUGGUUGUAGCGGCUGUUCUUACUGAACUGUAAAACCCUUGAAAUACAUAGUAGAAUGUGUAUGCCUGGUAUCACUUUGGCAUGUUUGAUGCAUCUGCUGUUGAAUUGUUGAUUUGCUGGAGAUCCAGGUUUUGUGUGUCU